GGACGCAGGAUAUUUAUUAAUGACGAAUGGAGUUGAUUCAUCUUUCCACUUCAUGCACGGCGGUGUUGAUUCAACCAACCGCCUGUUGCUCCCGGGAAUAUUUCUGGGGCCCUGUUGUGUGGGUUACUGGUGCAAAAACAAGGUCGACAGGUAUACCGAAUACACACAGAGACUCAAAUGUGAUAUGGACAUUCAAAUUGCUACUGUACGUCAACAAUGUUGAAACAGCUAGUGUCAAGGUUCCUACAACUUAAGUGCAACUCAGAUGUGACAAUGAACAGGGAUGAUGAAAUCUGUUGGUACCAUGGAAAGAUAUCUAGGGAAGCAGCUGAACAGCUUCUGCUCCAAGAAGAUGAAGUGGAAGAUGGCUACUUUUUGGUCCGUGAAAGCAACACAGCUGCAGGGGAUUAUGUGCUGUCAGUUCAGUAUCAAGGACAAAUAAUUCAUUACCAGAUAAGAAGACACAAUGAAGAUGCCUUUUUUUCCAUAGACGAACACACCAUAAUCCAUGGGCUUGAAACUCUCAUAGAGCAUUAUCAAGAAGCUUCACAUGGAUUACUGUGUAAGCUUACAAAAGUGUGUAAGAAGGAUCCACCACCUCAUGAUUCAAGGCGACAUGGAAGGAUGAAUCUUCUUCAUCGAGCCACAAAAGAAGGGAACUAUACAGUUGUAUCUGAACUUCUAAAAUGUGGCUAUCGCAGCCUAGAAGCCAAAAAUCAGGAUGGACAGACAGCUGUUCACCUGGCGAGCCGUAUGGGAAAAGAUGAAAUUCUCAAAAAACUCAUUGAAAGUGGUGCUAACAUAAAUUGUAGGGAUACUGCUGGAUACACUCCAUUGCAUUAUGCAUGUCAGAGCAACCUCCCAAAUACUGUUCGGAUCCUUGUACAGAUUGGUUAUGCAAAUGUACAGGUUCGAAAUACGGAAACAGGCUGGGUUCCUCUCCAUGAAGCAGCAAGCCGUGGUCACAAGGAAGUGGUUCAAGUCUUGCUUUCCCUUAAUGCACCUCUCAGACCGAGAACCUUAGCAAAUGACACUCCUGCUGAUCUAGCUAGAAGGAACAAUCAUAUUGAAUGUGCAAAGAUAUUGUUGAACUAUAAGUGUCCUUUGCCUAAGACACAAAAGAAAGAGUGGUACCAUGGCACAUUAGAUCGAAGUGAAGCAAUUGCUCUUUUGAAAGAGUAUGGUAACAAGGAUGGCACUUUCCUGGUACGAUACAGUGAUCGUAAUGGUGGAAUGUACGUUCUGACUACAGUUCAUGCUGGACAUCCAUAUCACUUUCAGAUUCAGAUAAAGGGAUCUUAUUGUUUCAUUGAUGAUGGCCCAUAUUUGGACUCUCUGGAACAUGUAAUAGAGCACUACAGCACUAUGUCAGAUGGUCUACCUACAACACUGCAGAUUCCUGUUCCUCCAAAACCAAAACCGCCAGUACCUGAAAUGCCAGCAAAUUUUUUGGCACUGAAUGGGUCUGCCACUAUGCCAUGCCGGAAACUGUUGAAGAGGUCUCCAAAUAGGAGUCACAAAGUAUCACCAGUGUCAAGUGCUGCAGCAUCACCUGUAAACAGUAGGCGCGGCUCUCUCAAUUCUGUGCUGCCCAGUUGCAAUGACAUACAGUCUCCUUCAAUUGAAACAAACCAUUGUCUUGAUUUGUUACACUUAAGAUCAAUGAAAGGUCCCGAGCCGCGGCAGCAAGAGCUAAUACCCAGAGAAUCUUUAAAACUGGGUGAAGUUCUUGGUGAAGGGGAAUUUGGUGCAGUCUACCAAGGAACAUACAUGCACCCAGAUGGAACUGUGGAAAAAGUUGCUAUCAAGACUUUACAUCAGGAGCAUGUGGAAAAAAAUCGUGAUGAAUUUUUGCGUGAAGCGAGAGUAAUGAUGAAUCUAAACCAUCAUUGUGUUGUAAGACUUAUAGGAGUCUCCAUGGGGCCACCACUUCUGAUGGUUCAGGAAUUAGUUAAGUUACGUUCAAUGUUAGAAUUUUUGCGGAAUUUCCCUGAGAAAGUUAAUCCAAAUUAUGAGCUUAAAUUAUGGGCCUCCCAAAUUGCUUGUGGUAUGAAAUACCUGGAGGAACAACGAUUUGUCCAUAGAGAUUUAGCAGCAAGAAAUAUCCUUCUUGCUUCAAGACAUCAAGCAAAAAUUAGUGAUUUUGGCCUAUCAAGAGCUUUGGGAGGAGAUCAUGAAUAUUACACAGCAACGCAGGGAGGUAAAUGGCCAAUUAAAUGGUAUGCACCAGAAUCAUGCAAAUACGCAACGUUUUCACACGCUAGUGAUGUGUGGAGCUUUGGGGUGACCUUAUGGGAGAUGUUUUCCUUUGGAAUGCAGCCAUAUGGUGAAUUAAAAGGUACUGAGGUAAUAGAGUUGAUAGAAAGAGGAGAACGUCUUAGCCAGACACCGCACUGUCCAGAUGAGGUCUACAAAAUCAUGAAACGGUGCUGGGAGUAUAAUCCCAAGGAUAGACCCACAUUUAAUGAACUGCUAGAAAUAUUUUCCUCUGAUCCUGAAUAUAUAAAUAUCAAAGAACUUGUAAUGGAAGCAACAAUUGUGUGAAUACUUUAAAGUAAACACAUUAGUGCCAUUUGAGAUUCUUGCUGAUUUUGUAGAAACAUUUUGUAGUUUCUACAUAAUAUGGCAGAAGUGUCAUUAUUGAAAGGUAUUAUUUUUUUAAUUGUAUUUAUAUGUCUAUGAUGGCAGUAUAAGAAUGUCAGCUGGGAGAGGAAGACAAAAGUUAACUGUAGGACUUGUAAUUUAUGAGGUACUGAAACAUAGACUCUCAUAUAUCAUGGAAGUACCAUGGACUUCAGUGUGUUAAGUUCAGUAAUAUUGCUUCUGGCAGUAUACAUCAGACCACUUGAAAUGUUUUAUGGAACAAUGUCAUAAUUUGUCUUCUCAUAUACUCCCAGUAAUUGAAACUAUUGCAUCAUUCACUGAAGAGCAUUUCUGUGAUAAAGUUUCUUAGCUUUAAUAAUGGUACAAUUUUAAAAUUGUACAUAUUGUAAAAUGUUAUUUACAUUUUAGAUAUAUAGUAUAUUUUGGUAUUGUUGCUGCAGAGUCAGAAAUUUAUCCAUUUAUAUUUACAUAAUCCGUAAAAAAUACAAAGAUAAAUAAUCAUUAUUGCAUUCCUGAACUGCAUGUGUGUGUGUGUGUGUGUGUGUGUGUGUGUGUGUGUAAAAGAGGGUGAACCCCAUGAAACAUAAACUGAUGUGUCUUUCCAUAUGCCACCCUUUUAGUGUUCUAUCUUUUCCCUGAUUACUUUCACUGCUGAAAAAACAAAACCAAAAACAAAAGAAAAAACUUUUCUCGCUCUGAUAAAUUGUUAUUCAGGCUUUUCCCUUAGAUUUUUCUAUUCAGUUUUAUCUUUUUCUCGUAAUGUGUGAAAUUAUCAGAGGCCAGUAAGCCAUUACAGUUUGACUUUUUAUGUGCUGAACUAUGUUUCAGUGAUGUACAGGUAAUGCAUGUUAUAGUGUCAGAGUGAGUCUCAUGGCUCUAAAUCAGCCACUUUUUUCACAUCUUUUCUCUGAAGUCUGCUGCUGUAUAUUUUGAAGAAUGAGAGAGAGAGAGAGAGAGAGAGAGAGGCAUUAGUAGAUAAAAGUAUUGAUCUGGGCAUUGAGGUGUACUUGGAUGACUCAGGCAGAUUUUAAUCUGCCAUGGCUUUUAAUUAAUUUUUAUUGGAUUAUAAUAUAUCUUGUGUAGUGUGAAAAAAAUCACAUUGCCAUAUUGUGCACGAUCAGUAAUAAUAAUGAUUGCAUUCCCACCAACUAUACAUACUAUUGUGUUUUUCUGCCCAGUGGCUGAAAAAAUAUCCUCCGUUAAGACAUUGUAUUGUGCCAAUAUGUUUGUCUUUUUGUGACUGAAUGAGUGGAGGUGUAACAUUUUCUUAAGUUGUAGCUUGAUUCUUCUCCUUUGCUUUUUCAUUUAGAGAUUUCAUUGGGAGUACCACCUUGUUACUAACAUUGUUAAUUAUCUGUUGGAAGCAAGAGAUAAAUUUUAACAUAUAAUUGAUAGCUUAUGAUGGUUUGUCUCACCUGCAAGAGUCUGUUUGUUUUUAAAUUUUUCCUUUGCCAAAAGUUGCAAUAUAUGAGCCAUUAAGAUGAGUAUUGUUAAUGCAGUGCAAGUAUUGCAGUAAUAAUUUCUUUUCCAGUAAUAAUAUUCAUUCUGCUUAGGCCAUUGCAACUUAAUUUGUGUGAUUUUUGUAUUGUUUUCAGUUAAUGAACUGAAUCAUUAAAACUGCAUGUUAAUUCUUUGCAGUAGCAAAUAAUUGUCUUUUAUAAGUGUCAGUAUAAAUAUUUUUAUGCCCUUUAUAUUCAACAUGAAACCUUUCUUUCAUGAGGCAGUUUCACAUCUAAAGAUGUUAGUUUUUGUUGUAAUUUUGACUACAUAAUAAAGGAACACAGUAAUAGUCAGAAAGUAUUCUAAUAAUGGUCUGAUUCUCCAACAGUUAUGUGCAACUAUAUUAUAACUGAAGAAUUCUCUGCAUAACCUUUGAAUGAAUUAUUGCGAUGGUACAGGACAACGUUUCAAUAUUUGUGUAAUUCCUUAAAUCAGAUUUAUAGUGAGCAUCACUCGCACUGCAUCAAAUGAUAUGUAUCUGCAAUUUUGAUGGCUUGUGGACAGACCUGUACUUUGCAAAUGAACCAAAAUACAGGGUGGGCCUACAUGUUUUCUUUUUGACAACGAUAGGACUUGCAUAUUUGUGGCUUGUGAUAAUGAAAGAAUAAAGCACUAAGUUUUUAUUACGACAUCAAUAAACUUCAACAAGUGCUCUGUUUGUUGCUCAAAGAAUGUCUAAUUGAUAUUUAUCUCACAACAUACAGCAUUUGACAACAUUCCUUGUGUAACACCAGCAACAGCAUCUGUUAUCCUUCCACUUAAUGUAUCCAGUCAGGUACUUGUGUAGUGUAAACUUUGUCCUUUACAUAUCCCACAAAAAGAAAUCCAAAGGCAUUAUGUCUGGUGAUCUUGCACGCCAGUCAAUGGGACCACAUACCCAAUACACCUUAACAGGAAAUGUUCCAUUAAGAAAACUUGUAACAUGUAGUCUCCAAUGAGGUGGCGCAGCAUCGUGUUGGAACAUCACAUCAAGCUGUGAGUCUCUCAGUUGUGGUUCUGCAGACUGUUCUAAAUAUCCUGACA
Schistocerca serialis cubense is the source of this 5127-nucleotide messenger RNA. It is a transcript of the gene Shark, whose product is annotated as tyrosine-protein kinase Shark. The transcript is spliced from 16 exons. NCBI's taxonomy places the organism in Eukaryota, Metazoa, Arthropoda, Insecta, Orthoptera, Acrididae. Gene Ontology annotation, cellular component: extrinsic component of cytoplasmic side of plasma membrane. Gene Ontology annotation, biological process: cell differentiation; protein phosphorylation; innate immune response. Gene Ontology annotation, molecular function: signaling receptor binding; non-membrane spanning protein tyrosine kinase activity; ATP binding. The record is from RefSeq and is a predicted model, not a curated record. Bases 217 to 2544 code for a protein of 775 amino acids.